Messenger RNA from Dendrobium catenatum, 1055 nucleotides. Its product is annotated as reticulon-like protein B2. NCBI's taxonomy places the organism in Eukaryota, Viridiplantae, Streptophyta, Magnoliopsida, Asparagales, Orchidaceae. The transcript is spliced from 5 exons. Bases 82 to 822 code for a protein of 246 amino acids. The record is from RefSeq and is a predicted model, not a curated record.
UGAUAGAGGUAACAGAACAUUCGAGAGAGAGAGAGAGAGAGAGAGAGGGAGAGGUGAAGCCCAUCUGAGAUACUUCCGGCGAUGGCGGAGAGGUCAGAGGAGACGCUGAUAGAGAAGAUUGCGGGGAAGGUCCAUGGCAGCGAUUCUUCCUCCGAUUCGGUACAUAACAAGCCGAAGGCGUCAGAAUCGUCCUUGAAGGCCAAAAUCUACGGCCUUUUCGGCAGGGAAAGGCCAGUCCACAAAGUCCUCGGUGGCGGAAAGCCGGCUGAUUUAUUCUUAUGGAGGGACAAGAAAGCCUCAGCUGCAGUACUUGGUGGAGCUACUGUAAUCUGGGUAUUGUUUGAGCUGAUGGAAUACCAUCUGCUCACUUUGGUCUGUCAUUGCCUCAUUCUCUCUCUGUCCAUCUUGUUCUUUUGGUCUAAUGCAACAACCUUUAUCAAAAAGUCUCCGCCACAAAUUCCUCAGUUAAGCAUUUCUGAAGAUCUGGUUGUGAACAUUGCUCGUUCUCUUAGAUUUGAGAUCAAUCGUUCACUUGCUAUCUUACGAGAGAUUGCAUCUGGACAUGAUCUAAAGAAGUUUCUUGCUGUGAUUGCAGGAUUUUGGGUUCUCUCAAUUAUUGGGAGCUGCACCAGCUUCCUGACUAUAUUUUACAUAGUAUUCGUUCUUCUGCAUACGGUGCCAUAUGUGUAUGAGAAAUAUGAGGACAAAAUAGAUUUCUAUGGUGAAAAGGUAAUGAUAAAAAUCAAGAAACUAUAUGCAGUUUUUGAUGCUAAGGUUCUUAGCAAAAUUCCAAAGGGUCCAUCUAAGGACAAAAAGCACUAGGAAAGCUUCCUUUGGCUCUUAAUUGCCAAAGCUUCUAUUGGAUGUCAAUUUUCAAGGAUGAUGGUGUUUGUCUACAUGUUAUUGAUCACAACCUAUCUCGUCAAGAGUGCCUAGAAUUUUUUGAUGGGAUGUUAUUAAUAUUUGAUAAAAAAUGUAAGGAUUUUUUUCCUUAUGAUAUUCUGUAUAUUGUUGUUACUGUGCUUAUUUAUAAAAUUUAUCUAUAUUUGAUGUCA